This is a messenger RNA of Rhipicephalus microplus (southern cattle tick), 1725 nucleotides long. RefSeq names its product serine hydrolase-like protein. Gene Ontology annotation, cellular component: membrane. The record is from RefSeq and is a predicted model, not a curated record. NCBI's taxonomy places the organism in Eukaryota, Metazoa, Arthropoda, Arachnida, Ixodida, Ixodidae.
GUGACUAGCGAGCGUCUUCUCAUCUCGGCGUGUUAGGUGUUUUGAUUGUUUUGAUCAGCUGCUCAGAUACAUCGUUUGUUUCUUCUUGCGUUUAGAAUGCGACGAAAGUUUGUACUUCACCUUUCACUUGCUUCAGCGUGCCCUUCGUAGCUCCGCAACCUUCCACGGUAUUCCAAGAGUCUUAUGCCUUACUGAAGAAAUGCGAGCUGCCUGCAAUAUAGCUCGUGUAGUUGGACUGCACGUAUCCACAUGCAGGUACCUCUGUCAUGUACACCUGAAAAGUGGUGUGGGUGCGUCUGGAGUGCAACAACUGCGUAAACUUUCAACAGCUCGUUUUCUCGCUAAUCGGCCGACAGAGGAAAUAGCCAUCCCAGUGCCGUAUGGACAACUGGCUGCGAAAGUUUGGCCAGCCCAGAGAACAGUCAAGCCCAAGAAGCACCUUCUCUGCCUGCACGGGAUUCAAGACAAUGCGGGUACCUUCGACCCGUUGCUUGAAAAGCUGGAUGGUGAGUGGCAGGCUGUGGCGUUAGAUUUCACCGGCCACGGUCUGUCAUCGCACCUGCCGAGGGGAUGCGUCUACACCAUGACGCACUUGAUGUUGGAUGUCGGUCGUGCUGUUCACUUUCUUGGCUGGAAACAGUUCAACUUGCUGGGCCACAGUAUAGGAGGCCUUGUCGGACACAGAUAUGCCAGCAUAUUUCCUGAAAAGGUGUCAAAAUUAAUUCUUGUGGAUGGUUUUGGAGAAAUCUAUGAAGCUAAAAGCCAACUCCUCAGCACGAUGAGAACUACACUGCUGUCUUUCCUGCGUCUCGAACAGAAGGACUUCAGCGAGCAACCAACUUAUACUGAAGAGGAGGUCAUGGCUCUCUACGCAAAGAUGCCUUGGGGAUGCAUUCGUGCUGAGGACGUGAAGAUACUGAUGAAACGGGGUUGUAAGCUCCAGGAUGACGGCCGUUACGUGUUUACCAGGGAUUUUCGUUUGAAGUCAUUUUACUGGGACAAGGUUGACAGAGCUGCCCUCGAACCAUGGUGGAAGUCCUAUAAGAAUGACAUUCUAGUUCUGGAUGCUGUACCUGGUUUUGGCAGCUGUUCAGUCCACAACGGCAGAAUGAUAAACUUGUUGAAGGAACAUUGCCGCACUUUUCAGAUGGCAAUCCUGGAUGGUGAUCACCACAUUCACAUGAAUCAGCCAGAGUUGAUAGCCAGCUACAUAAAACCCUUUUUACAAGAUCUGCGAGGCAGCAGAAAUCAGAUGUGGUUUGUGUGAUGAACUCUGUCGUGGUUUACAGCAGCUUUAUUGAAAUGUAUCGUGAGAUGUAGGUUUCGUGGGAAAGGUAAAGGAAAGUGAUUGGAUUCAGGGUGGUAUUACACACGCAAAAAAAAAAAAAGAAAACGAAAGAAUCAGGUGUGACACUUGUUCAGAUGAGCAGGUGGCUCAGAAUGUGCAUCUUACAUGAAUCAUAGAUGAUGAAUGAUAUCUCAAUAAUUAAGUGCCUGGGCUUCGUUUAUGCACAGUAUAUUCUAUAUGCAGGUAUAUUCUAUAUGCAGGUGCAGCCAGUAAGGAAAUGUGCGCGUAGCAGAGAGGAUUCAGUGGCUUGUUGUCAUAAAACUCUUCAUGCUUAUUUAUUAGAUAGUAGCAGUGCAUACCGUGUGCAUGUUUUGUUAAGUAUUCUUUGUAGCGGUCCUAGGUUAAAUAAAGAGCACCAUCGAAUACCUUAAGACAGA